GGAGAAUUCGAUAAAGGCUAUCUAUAUAAAUGUAAACUAGGCGGUCCUGUACUGACAAUUGAUGAAGCAGUUGAAAAAGUUCGUAAAGAGAAGGCAAAUAUUAGAAAACAAAAUCAAAUUAAACAUGAUAUGGAAGGUGGUCAAACGGAUGUGGAUCAGUCGUCGGCAACAACAACAUCAACAACAGCUACAACCACAGCGACAACGACGAUAACUACCGACACUAAUAAUACUGAACAUAUUAACAAAAAAGGCACUCAUGAAAUUAUUGAUCCACAGAGUAUUACACUUGCUGAUAGAAUACCUGUCACUGAGCCAAAUAAAGCAGUUCGUAUGUCAGAGAAGAAAGAUACCUGUGUCACAUAUUGGACAUUUUCUAAUUCUGGACAUCGAGUUCUCAUUGGUUAUGAUGAUGGUGUUAUACGUGUCCAGUUGUUAGAGAAGGCGUAUGAUUUAACAAGUUUUAAAGGUUAUUGGAUAUUUCGUUUGCAUGAUAAUCAGCGGGGACGUGUUAAUCGGAUAGCUUUAACGUAUGAUGAGAA
Messenger RNA from Trichobilharzia szidati, 542 nucleotides. NCBI's taxonomy places the organism in Eukaryota, Metazoa, Platyhelminthes, Trematoda, Strigeidida, Schistosomatidae. The record is from the annotation of a GenBank genome assembly.